AUGACAUUCUUCCUCUUCUUUUCCCCCCUUCUCCUUCCUCUUCUUUCCCCCCUUCUCCUUCCGCUUAUUUUCCCCCUUCUCCUUCCGCUUCUUUUCCCCUUCUCCUUCCGCUUCUUUUCCUUCCCCUUUUCUUCUUCUUUUCCCCUGUCUCCUCUUCUCUUUCCUCUUCUUCUCUUUCCUAUUCUUUUUCUUCUUCCUCUUCCUUUCCCCCUUCUUCCGCUUUUUUCCUUCUCCUUUUUCUUGUUCUUUGACCCCUGCCUCUUCUUCUCUUUCCUAUUCUUCUCUUUCCUAUUCUUUUUCUUCUUCCUCUUCUUUUCCCCCUUCUCCUUCCGCUUCUUUUCCUUCCCCUUUUUCUUCUUCUUUGUCCCCUGCCUCUUCUUCUCUUUCCUAUUCUUCUCUUUCCUAUUCUUUUUCUUCUUCUGCUUCUUUUCCCCCUUCUCCUUCCGCUUCUUUUCCUUCCCCUUUUUCUUCUUCUUUGCCCCCUGCCUCUUCUUCUCUUUCCUAUUCUUUUUCUUCUUCUUCUUCUUUUCUUCCCUCUUUUUUCCUGCUUUUCUUCUCUCCCCACUUCUUCUCUCCUACUUUCUCUUCUCUUCCCUCUUAUUCUUCUCUUUCCUUUUCUUCUUCUUAUAUUUUUCUUUUCUCUUCUUCUCUUUCUCCUCCUUCCUUUUCUUCUCCUUCUUUCUCUUCUUCUCCUCCUUCUCUUCUUCUUCAAUUUACAGUUGA
Molecule: messenger RNA, 723 nt
Organism: Acanthosepion pharaonis
Lineage: Eukaryota; Metazoa; Mollusca; Cephalopoda; Sepiida; Sepiidae
Source: the annotation of a GenBank genome assembly